Molecule: messenger RNA, 1999 nt
Organism: Procambarus clarkii (red swamp crayfish)
Lineage: Eukaryota; Metazoa; Arthropoda; Malacostraca; Decapoda; Cambaridae
Source: RefSeq, a predicted model, not a curated record
CCCCAACAAGAACACAAAGUGGGAAAUCUACCCGAACAAAGAACACAGAAAGUGGGAAAUCUACCCCAACAAAGAACACAGAAAGUGGGAAAUCUACCCCAACAAAGAACACAGAAAGUGGGAAAUCUACCCCAACAAAGAACACAGAAAGUGGGAAAUCAACCCCAACACACAGAAAGUGGGAAAUCUACCCCAACAAAUAGUUGGAAAUCUGCAACAUGUUCCGUUCGAAGACGAAAUCAGAGAAGACACUGUUGCUGCCAGGCUGGAGGCAGACGCCGCCGCCCAAUAUACAGCAGGAGUCGUCCGCCAUGAAGCAAGGAGCACCCAGCCUGCUCCCGCCUCCUGUUACUACCUACGGCGGGGCAGACACAGGAGAGGGGCCGCCGCCCCUGGAGUCCCCCCUGGUGUGCAGCGGUGACCAUGGUCGGGUCCGCAACGGCUUGGGUGUCCUCCUCACCUCCUUCUUCCUCGUGGCCCAGGUGGCUGGCCUGGGGGUCCUGGCCCUCCCCUGGGCCAUUGCUCAGACAGGCUGGGCUGGGGUUGGGCUGCUGUCGGCAUCCUGCGUGAUCGUGGCCUUCGCUGCCUGCCGCCUCGGGACCUGCUGGGUGAUCCUGGAGGAGAGGUGGCCCGAGUACCAGCGGGCCUGCAGGAAGCCCUACCCCGCCAUGGCCCUGAGGACCCUGGGCAGACCUGGCUGGUACCUGGUGACCGUGAUCCAGUGUGUGACGCUCUUUGGGGUAUCAAUAGUGACCAUACUCCUGUCAGCGGAGCUUGUGGCUUCCGUGCUGGCGCCCCUCCUGCCCACACUCACCGUCUGCAGCUGGGUCCUGGCUUGUGGCUGCGUCUUCAUUCCCCUGUCCUGGCUUGGCAGCCCAAAGGAAUUCUGGCACGUGUCGGUGUUGGCGCUGGUGGCGACGCUGGCGGCGGUGCUGGUGGUGGUGGUGAAGGUGCUGGUGGAGGACCAGCUCUACGAGCCCCAGCACCCACCACCGACCUUCUCCUCCUUCUUCCUGGGCUUCGGCACCAUCAUGUUCUCGUACGGCGGGGCGGUCACCUUCCCCACCAUCCAGAACGACAUGUCUGAUCGAUCCAAGUUUCCCUUGGCUGUGAUCAUUGCGUUCAGUACGCUGCUGGUGUUGUACGUGCCGGUGGCGGCCCUGGGCUACCUGGAGUUCGGGGACAUGGUGACGGUGAACAUCCUGCUCUCAGUACACGGUCCGGCGGUGACUGUAGUCAGGGUGUUGAUGCUCAUCAACAAUGCCUUCACCUACACCAUCGUCGUCAACCCUCUCUCGCAGAGCCUCGAGGACGCCAUGAAUCUGCCUCACACCUUUGGUUGGCAGCGCUGCUUAGUGCGGACAAGCAUCGUGUUGUGCGGGGUGUUGGUAAGCCUGGCAGUGAGGAACUUCGGCAGGAUACUCAACUUUAUCGGCAGUUUCACAGUUCCCAUUCUCACCUUCGUCCUCCCUCCCAUUUUCUACAUGAGGCUCUGUGACUCCGAAGACGAUGCGUGGGAGAGGAGGCGAAUCGGCGGCGUGCACCGGUUCCUGCUGUGGCUGGUGGUGGUGGUAGGGACCUCCAGUGGCCUGGCUGCCACCUGGACCGCUCUUCAGGCCCUCCUGGCCCCUGGCGAGAUCAGCGACUCCUGCUUCUCCUUCUUCUGAGACCUUCAGCAUCUCAGCAUCCCCCCUCCACUACAACCUUAAGUCCAGAGGUGUCUCAGAUCGGACCUGGCUGUUGGGCUUUAUGACCUCUGUAAGGUCGUUGGACCGGACUCAUUGGUCGUUGCACACUUGGAUGAAUAUACAAUGUAGAAUAGACGUGUGACUACCUGUCUGUAGCAGUACAAUGUUGUGGCUGGGUUUCUCUAAGCCUAGUUAGGUGUAGCAGCACCACCAGUUGAGGCACCACCAUCGGGUGAGGCACCACCAGGUGAGGCACCACCACCAGGUGUAGCACCACCACCAGGUGAGGCACCACCACCAGGUGAGGUUAU